UUGGUUCUAUAAGUUCCGGCUUUCGCCAGUCCCCAACAGCAGUAAAAAGGAAAAGCCAUGGAAGAUGUACCCGCCCCGGAACCCGGUACCAGCACCGCCGUCAACGGCGGCAAAACCAUUCCAGAAUGCGAGGACAUGAUCCGAAGAAGUCUCAGAACUCCAAUGGUGAAGUUUCUUUUGGAGAAUCUGGAGAAAUCUGGAUGUGCUAUUGGGGACAAAUUUAUCAGGGCCGUUCAUUGCAACAGGCGGCUUGCCGGUGGCUAUGUCCGCGGCGAAGGGAUUAUCGUGUGUAGUAAUCACAUGAAUAUCCAAGAUGAUGUCAACCAAGUGGUGAUACACGAGCUAAUUCACGCGUACGAUGAUUGUCGUGCAGCAAACUUGGAUUGGGCUAAUUGUGCCCAUCAUGCUUGUAGUGAGAUUCGUGCUGGCCAUUUAAGUGGUGAUUGUCACUACAAAAGGGAACUACUCCGUGGUUUUGUAAAGAUACGAGGUCAUGAACAAGAUUGUGUGAGACGAAGAGUUAUGAAAUCAGUGAUUGCGAAUCCUUACUGCUCAGAAGCAGCUGCGAAAGACGCCAUGGAAGCUGUAUGGGAUAUUUGUUACAAUGAUACAAAACCAUUUGACAGAGCUCCUUGAGCAUAAAGAUAGCCACCUUAUGAUGCCAAAUUAGUUGCAGCAACAAAUUUUCUGCUGCGUCUUUGACGAGAGAUGUUCCUAUUCCUUGAUAAGACAACAUUUAGUUUCAAAGGUUUUAUUGUAUUAAAAAAAUUUUGCUCCAUCUUCUGAUUAUUCUUGCAAUACCUCUGACCAUUUUUGUGGGUCAUUCAGAUUGCACACUGGUGAUUCAUAUUAUUUUCCCUGGUCAAGACUCAAAGAUAGAGAGCAAGAGUUCUCCACAAGUUGGUUUUGUCUAAUAAGUCAUUUUUUCUUUGUUACUGAAGAAUUUUUAUUUACUGGUGUACCACAUAGGUGGGUCCCAUAACAUAGGAUCAUAAACCGGGGUCCAUUUUCUAUUACUUUUGGUGUUAGAUAUCACUUGUGCCUUCAGGUAUUUUGUAGUGAUGGCUUAUGCAUCCUACAGUAACCAAAGUGCUAUGAUCCCAAGGUGUUGUCCUCUACAGAGAAAUUUUUUUUUUUUUUUUUUUUUUUUUUUUCAAGCAAUGAGCUGAAUAUGAUGUCAUCUGUCUAAAUACAAUUUGAGUCACAAAGAACUUUGUGCAAAAGCAAGAUGGCUAUUUAU
This is a messenger RNA of Morus notabilis, 1240 nucleotides long. RefSeq names its product mitochondrial inner membrane protease ATP23. Gene Ontology annotation, biological process: mitochondrial proton-transporting ATP synthase complex assembly; mitochondrial protein processing. Lineage: Eukaryota; Viridiplantae; Streptophyta; Magnoliopsida; Rosales; Moraceae. Bases 58 to 636 code for a protein of 192 amino acids. The record is from RefSeq and is a predicted model, not a curated record. The transcript has 5 exons. Gene Ontology annotation, cellular component: extrinsic component of mitochondrial inner membrane. Gene Ontology annotation, molecular function: metalloendopeptidase activity.